Molecule: messenger RNA, 198 nt
Organism: Trichomonas vaginalis G3
Lineage: Eukaryota; Parabasalia; Trichomonadida; Trichomonadidae
Exons: 1
Coding region: 1-198 (65 amino acids)
Source: RefSeq, a predicted model, not a curated record
AUGAGCUCCCUCCCUCACUCAAGGAGCCUCUCUAUCCAAGGAGCCUCUCCCUCCCUCCAAGUAGCUCCCCCCUCCAAGGAGCCUCUCCCUCCCUCCAAGAGAACCUCCCUCCCUCCAAGUAGCUCCCCCCUCCAAGGAGCCUCUCCCUCCCUCCAAGGAGAACCUCCCUCCCUCCAAGUAGCUCCCCCCUCCAAGUAG